Molecule: messenger RNA, 893 nt
Organism: Otolemur garnettii (small-eared galago)
Lineage: Eukaryota; Metazoa; Chordata; Mammalia; Primates; Galagidae
Gene: TMEM126B
Product: transmembrane protein 126B
Exons: 5
Coding region: 1-696 (231 amino acids)
Biological process (GO): mitochondrial respiratory chain complex I assembly
Cellular component (GO): mitochondrion
Source: RefSeq, a predicted model, not a curated record
AUGGCGGCGCUCGGGCGUGAGGCUGGUACUGACCCGAAAGAUGCAGGUGUGCUAUCACUGGGAUCUGGGGAAAUGCCCAAGGACAUCAAGAUGGCAGCAUCUGUUCAAGGUCAGCCUGGUUCUUUUCUAGGAGAUACAAAAUUCAGAAGACCAAUGAUCAUUGAAAUCAUAGAAAAAAAAAUUGAAUGUCUUAAAAAGGAAAUGACAUUUAAUGGAAUGGGAAUGGUGCUCUUUGGAACAACAGCUGGAUCCUCUGGAAUACUGGCAAAUUUCAUUUUUAGACACUGCUUUAAAGUUAAACAUGGUGCUUUGAAAACAUAUGCAUCAUUGAUUACGCUUCCAUUUUUGUCUACUAUAGUUGCUUACAAGCUCUUUGUAACAGAUGCUUUAUUUUAUUCAGAUAAUAUAAGCAAAGAAAAUUGUGCUUUUAGAAGUUCACUGAUUGCCAUAGUAUGUGGUGUUUUAUAUCCCAGUGGUUUGGCUUUUUCUAAAAAUGGACGUCUGGCAGUUAAGUAUCAUACUGUCCCAUUGCCACAGAAAGGAAGGGUUUUACUCCAUUGGAUGCUACUCUGUCAAACAGACAUAAAAGCAAUGGUAAUUCCUCUAGUCUUUCAUACAACAUUUGGAGUAAUGAAUGGACUGCGCGAUCAUGCAGAGUUUGAAAAGUCACUUAAGAAAACUGUGAAUAAAGAUUAACCAAAGAAAAAAAUGGAUGCUAACUCAGCAGAAAGGCUUUUUAUGAUGAGGAUUUGAGCAUUCCUGAAAGUUAAAACUAACACUGGACAGAUGAUUUGUUUCUGUCCUUUCUGCCUGGCAUAUAGUAAAUAAUAACUAUUCAACAAUUAAGUCAAUAAAUGUAAGUUUCAUCUUACAUGUAAGAUGUAAAUUUUAUC